AUUUAGAGACACAGAUCAUGUGAAAACUGUGCGCGCGACCAAACCGCAGCACGAACUGAUCAUUUUUCGAAUUAGCGCUCAGCGAUCGGAAAUAAUGGAGAAAAUCGUGGUGGUGGUGGAAGACGUCGACGUCGCCAGAACCGCUCUCCACUGGGCGCUGCACAACCUCCUCCGCUACGGCGACGUCGUCACGCUCCUCCACGUCUAUUCCUCCGCUAAGUCCAAGAGCAAAAAGAAGCUCCGCCGCCUCCGCCUCAAUGGCUUCCAAUUAGCUCUAUCCUUCACCGACAUCUGCCAGGCCUUCCCCAACACGAAGACGGAGAUUGUCGUGACGGAAGGCGACCAGGAAGGACGGAGGAUUGCGGCGGUGGUGAGAGAGAUCGGCGCCUCCACGCUUGUGCUAGGGCUACACGAUCGGAGCUUCCUCUACCGGUUGAUAAUGGGACAAAACACCUCCAUCAAUAAUUUGAAGUGCAAGGUUCUUGCCAUCAAGGAUCCAACAACUGGUCUGACUUCAAGAACCAUUUCGAUACAAGGUUCUUCCAGCCAAUUGGACUUUUCACAAAUUGAAAUAUCUACACUUAGUUUACCCGAGUUCCAUCCACAAAAAGUUCCAUAUAAAAUAUGUCCAGACCCAAAUGCAAUUAUUUGGAGAUCAAGACCAGCAAGAAUAGCGAGAACUUCAUGAAACCAGGUAUACUACAUACUUUUUUUUUAACUGUUUCACAAAUACAUAUGUAUACAUGUGUUGCACAUAUAUUAUAUGAAAAAAAAAAAAAGGAAAAAUGAGAUACAAA
Messenger RNA from Andrographis paniculata, 797 nucleotides. RefSeq lists its product as uncharacterized. The transcript is spliced from 4 exons. The coding region runs from base 95 to 688 and encodes 197 amino acids. The record is from RefSeq and is a predicted model, not a curated record. NCBI's taxonomy places the organism in Eukaryota, Viridiplantae, Streptophyta, Magnoliopsida, Lamiales, Acanthaceae.